Messenger RNA from Drosophila guanche, 2216 nucleotides. RefSeq names its product GRIP and coiled-coil domain-containing protein 1 (gene GCC88). Lineage: Eukaryota; Metazoa; Arthropoda; Insecta; Diptera; Drosophilidae. The coding region runs from base 108 to 2189 and encodes 693 amino acids. Gene Ontology annotation, cellular component: Golgi apparatus. The record is from RefSeq and is a predicted model, not a curated record. The transcript is spliced from 3 exons.
CAGUUUUGUUAAUUGCAAAAUGCAAAAAAAAUGCCACGAAAGAUAAAUAAAUCGAGUUUUUAUGCCAAUUGAAAGCGAUCAACUAUAAAUUCCCACUCGACGACAAGAUGGAGAAGCGCCAGAGGGAGCUGGAGUCCCUGGUUAGCACGCAGAAAGAGCAGCUUACGCGUUACGAGAAGAGGCUCAAAGAUGUGGUUACCGCCUACAAGGGUCUGAUGAAGGAGAAGGAAGCGUUGGAGACAAGUUUGACGGCGCAUGCAGAGGCCACGGCAGCCACAGGCACAGGCUCACCCGCCAAGGUCACAGAUCCUGCCAAUGUGAAUGGCACCGCCAGUGCAGACGCCACGGAUGCGGCAGACUCCAACCCCUCAGCUGAGGGACAACUGCAAACUCAAAUCAUUACGCUGAUGAACUCGCUGGCCACCCUGUCGGCCGAAAAGUCUCGCAUGGAGGCCUCCUUCCAGGCGGACAAGAAGCAAUUGCGCAGCCAAAUAGCCCAAAAGGAGCAAAGCAUACAGGAGCUUCAUGCCAAGGCAAAGGAGCAGGCAGCCAAGGCCAAGGCCGAUGUAGAUGAAGUGAAAGCCAAGUGGAUCAUAGAGCGGCAGGAGCGGGAGAAGGAAACCAACAAUCAAAUGCUGAUGAUACGCGAGCUCCAGAAGCUCUAUGCGGACGAGCGACACCUCAAGGACAACAUCGAGAUGCAGCUGAACAACUUUAAGACGCAGUUUGCCAGCAAUGAGGCGGAGAACAGUCGCCUGCGCGAUCUCCAAGCGCAGCUGAAGGAGGCCAGGCAUCAGCUAAAGCAAUUUCAGGCCAAAGCGGAGCAUACAGCCGUUGCCACCAGCACGGACAACGCCUCUCUGCUGCACCAGGUUCGUCAGGAGAUGCAGCAACUGAAGGAACAACAUGCGGUGGCCAUCAAGCAGGAGCAGCGGAGAGUCUUGCGCGCCGAGGAGCAGAGCAGGAAACAGGCGGCGCUGCAUGAGGGUCGUGUGGCUAAUUUGGAGGCACGCCUCGCCGAGCUAAGCACCACAGUGGGCAGCUACGAUCGCCUGCGGCAGCAGGAUCAAGACAGUAUCCAUGCACUCAAGCAGCAGCUGCAGGAUUUGGAGCAGGCCCAAGCCCGUCCGGCACCCGCUUUGAGGACGCUCAGUGAGGAUGUGGAUUUGGCCACUUUGGUGGAUGAAAUUGUGCGUCUGAAGAAACUAUUGACCAGCGCCAAUGCACGCUCUGCCAAUCCCAUCGAUCUCAAUGAGAUUCUCUCCCUGGGCACGUCGGCGUCCGCGUCAUCCGACAGCCAUGUGCACUGCGACCAGCAGCUGCAAGGAGUACAAAAAAUGCUCGAAGCGGGCAAGCAGCAGCGUCAGUUGCUGGAGCAAAAGAUACACCUGCAACAGUCGCACAUACAGACGCUCCAGGAGAAGGUGCAAGUGCUCAAUCGCAACAUUGACGAGUCGGAGCAGGAGCUCAAGCAGCAGGGCGACAAGCUGCGGCAGGCGCUCAAGACGGAGCGCACCAAAUGGCAGGAGGCCAAGGCAGAACUUGAGAACGAAACGCGCUGCAAGCUCAACGAACUGGAGCAGCUGCUGCAAAAGCAGCGACAGCGCUCCCUGCAGCUGCUCGACGAGAAGGAGCAAGAGAUCAAGACGCUGCAGACUUCGUUCGAGGUGUUUCACACAGCUGGCGGCGGUGGUAGCGGUGCCAGUGCGCUGCCAGUAGAACCAACAGCUGCAGAGAGCUAUAACUAUUCCUCCGAUGGGGAGAGCGUGGAGGUGGAGGUUGAACGCGAUCGCAGGCUGCAGGUAAAGUCCAAGAAAUUAUCGCUCGGUGAGAACUGCCACAUGCUGCACUAUGCCAACGAGCUGGCACGCAAGGACAUAGAAAUUACAACGCUGCGCAAGGCCAAAUAUUCAGCCGAGUCCACGCUGCGAAAGGCAAUACAGGAUAAGGUGACAUCACAGCAGGAUAUGCACGAAAAGAUUGAAUGUCUCGAAGAGCAGGUGGACAGACUGGAACGCUGCAAGACGCGUGAGGGCGCCAAUUUGGAGUAUUUGAAGAAUGUCAUCAUUAGCUACAUUCUCACCAGAGACGCCGAUGGCAAGCGGCACAUGCUAAAUGCCAUUUCAGCAGUGCUUCAGUUCACCAGCAGCGAAAUGCAAGCCAUUAAUGCAACAUUCCAAAAGAAAUAAAAUUCGUUUGAUAAAUUGUACAACAAA